UGCUCCGCAAAUCGGAAAAUCAAAGCUUUUGAUACACCGUUCAUUAGUUUUCGAGUUUUACAAAGCUGGUUUUGCAUGUCUGAAACUGUUUUAGCUUUUAAAGCUGUUUAGUUUUUAAUUCAGACGUUUAUUGUCUGAACUUUUGCUGUGUUUUGCUAGAUACUGCACAAUUUAACGCAAAGCGUUUUCGGUCGUUGUUAUGCAUUUUCCUAUAAUUUAUCAUAACUAUAAUGACUCACGCGAAUGCAGCUAUGGUUGCUGAGAAGUCCUCUGGAUCACGGGACAAUAAUUCGAAUGCCCUAAAAGCUGCUGAACGUAGACAGGGAUUUCUGGAACGUCCGUUUUGGCCCUACAACGAGAGGACUUCCAACAGUGUGAACGCCAGUAUUGCAGCUGCUGUUUCCGGACGCACAAGCCGUUCGCAUGCGGCUGUCUCCAGCACGCUGUAUAGAGGAAUGAAGCAUCAUGGCUCGCAGCCUAGCGCUCUGAAAAGUCUGGAUGCCGUGCGCGUUGUCAUCCAAAAGUAUAUCAAUCAGGAUUUUGACGCAAUUCUGCAAAAAUACGCCAAGGAUUAUUUGGAACCAGCUAUAAAAAAUUUGCGGAAUGAUAGCGGACAUGAAGCCGUGAGCGAUAACUUACUGAAUUUGGCGCUGUGCAAAAUUCUAGAUGAAGCAAAGAAAAUGUACGAACCGGCCCCACCGCCACCACCACCUGUUGUUAUCACUCCGGCGGUUGUUCGUUCUACGAGUCCGUACAGCAACAUUUCCGAAGCGGAAGUUCUGCAGGAGCCGUUUGCUCGUUACGGUAAUCGGCGAGAGUCAGAUGGGGGCGACUCGUAUUCCAGUGGCGGAUCGUCGGCCAAACGACUCAAAACAGAACAACCAAAGCGCCCUCGAGGUGCCCCGAGGAAAAAUCCACAGCCGGAAGGGAUUUUGAAAACCUUCAAAAGCACUGUCGACCUUUUCAACUUGCCCCAGGAUACCAAAUUUAUGUUAGGAUCUUCAGCUAACAAGGUGUUGGGAUUUGAAAGCGCUCGUGGUCGAAUAUAUGCCAAGCAUCCUGAUCUCUUUAAAUACGCUGGUGAUUCCGAAGAUAAAGUAUGGUUCUUUGAAAACAAAAUCAUGACAGCAGCUGGUGGGAAAGCUUUUUUGGUGAUUGCGGAGGACAUUCGGGAAAUCCUCCGGCAAGAUACGUCGGUGCCACGAGGAAAACUUGCCGGAGCGAAAGAAUUUACCAUUCCCGGUUUUAUUUUGGACAAAGUCCGUGCCAAAGCCGAACGACAUGCUACAGCUAUCGCAGAAAAUCGACCUCGAAGUGUAUCAAGCUUAUCUUCUGGUAUCUCUGGGAGUUCACCUGCUCCAGUUUCCGAAAAUGAUCCGGAACCGGAAGAAGAGUCUAUAUCGCCUGUAUCCAUCAAAAGCGAAGGUUACGAACAGAACCCUUCUGUAAUGCGCAACAGAAAUUUCCCGACUCAGGAAAGCCCUUCGGAUAACGUUUUCUACAGUCCAAUUAUGAGUGACGAAGUAUUUUCUGAUGGCAACGACGUAUUUGUGGGGGAUGGUCAAAGUUUUUCCGCUGGAUCUUCACUGGAUCCCAGUGCCGGCACGAUGCCCGGUCAUCAUUUUAACGGACUUGCGCCGAUGGGUUUUUAAUUCUUUUAACCACAACUGCUUUGGUUUUUAAACCUUUUUUACGUUUGAAUCUGUAUUUUACAUUAGUUACCUUUUUACUACAUGUUUGAUUGCCUACGUUGCGGUGCGUUGGUCGCUAUUUCGUUGUAAACUCUUGCAUACCGGUAGGUUGAUGUCGAUAUUUCUUCAAGUUUAGCAAAGUUUAUAGUUGCCAGUAUAUUUUUUUAUUACGUUGCGUUGCAGUCUGUUUUUGAGUACGGUGACUACUGUCCAAUAGACGUUUUAUGGUUAUUUUGUCACUGGUCUCUUAUAAAUGGAUUUUAUUUGAAAAUGUUGUGCUGUACGGUGGAGAAAAACGAACUAGUAAAAAGUUGU
Paramacrobiotus metropolitanus is the source of this 2006-nucleotide messenger RNA. RefSeq names its product deoxynucleotidyltransferase terminal-interacting protein 1-like. Gene Ontology annotation, cellular component: nucleus. The transcript is spliced from 7 exons. NCBI's taxonomy places the organism in Eukaryota, Metazoa, Tardigrada, Eutardigrada, Parachela, Macrobiotidae. Gene Ontology annotation, molecular function: DNA binding; nucleosome binding. Bases 231 to 1652 code for a protein of 473 amino acids. The record is from RefSeq and is a predicted model, not a curated record.